Monoraphidium neglectum is the source of this 1479-nucleotide messenger RNA. RefSeq lists its product as hypothetical. The record is from RefSeq and is a predicted model, not a curated record. The transcript has 2 exons. The coding region runs from base 1 to 1479 and encodes 492 amino acids. Lineage: Eukaryota; Viridiplantae; Chlorophyta; Chlorophyceae; Sphaeropleales; Selenastraceae.
AUGGGGCAGCAGCACUCCAAGCCGCCCAGCAGGACCAGCAGCAGUCCCAGGCGCCUCAGCUUCUGGGGCAGCGGAGCCCUGACCGAGACAGCACCCAGCCGCGUGUUCACCCGCGUCGGCGGACCGCCGCAGCCACCCGUGUUUGGAGGGGCCGUGCAGGCCAUCAAGCUCAUGAUCGCAAACGUCGCCGCCCCUCCGGCGGCCGAGCGCCCGGCGUCGCCCGGCAAGCUUUCGACAUCCGCGGCACCGCAGAAGCCGGCACCAGCCACAGACGGUGCCGGCGACGCGCUGCCCGAUGAGGGCGCCGCUCUGUGCGCCAAUGCACAGCUGAUGAAGCAGCUCAGCUUGCGGCGGGCCCUGUUGCCACCAGGCGCACAGUGUGCCCCGGAGAGCGCGAGUGCGCAGUCUAACCCCCCCUCGAGCGCGCCGCACUCACUGCCUCGCGCCUGCAAGGAGGAGCGCGCCUCUACUUCUUCUGACGACAGCCACGGCGGCGCGCCGCCGGCCCCUCACGACUCGCAGUACGCCGGCCGCGCCGCCAGCAACGGCUGCGCUGCAGCCGCGCGGACGGCAUGUGUGCGGGGCGGGGGUUCGGCGGCAUCUGAUAGUCCCGAGCAUCUGCUCGCCAGCCUGGCGGUCGCGGCCAUUACUGAUCCUGAGGUGCCGGAUGAGGAGGGCAACGCAUUGGCGGCGGAGCUGGCAUCCAUGGUGGCCAGGGGCGGCGGCGGCAGCGGCGGCGUUGGGCUGCCCGGGCAUCAGCCACAGCCUCUGCCGCAGCCGCAGCAGCAGCCAGAGCUGCAGCAGCCGCCGCCUCAGCAGCAGCAGCAGGAGCGGCAGCAGCAGCAGCAGCAGCAGCCGCAGCAGCAGCUGCCCCCAGUGCAACCGCUGCCGCCAGCGCCGCCGCCACUGGAAACGCCCCAGGAGCGGUCCCUGUACCCAGCCCUGGCGGCGGCCGGCGAGGCGCAGGCGCUGCAGCGCGCGCCCACCAGCGCCGCCAGCGCCCUCAAGAUGCGGGACGGCAACGCAGCAGCCCGCGGUGAGUGGGCGGCGGGGACGCCAAACACUGCAGCAGCACCGUCCGGCGCUGGGCCCCGUCUGCCGGCCUGCCCCUCUGCCGCACCGCAGCAGCCGCCGCCGGGGCCCCCGCGCCCGCCCCUGCGCGUGCCUCCCGGCGGCCUCACGCCCCCGCCGCGCCCCGCGCCCGCGGCGGCCGCGCCCGGCGACGCCGUGCUGAUGAGCGCCGGAUCCCUGGCGCGCGCGCUGCAGGCCCCGGCGGCGCCGGCGGUGGUGGAGGCGCUGGCGAGCUCUGAGGCCGACCGGCUGGCGAGGCUGCUGCAGCUCGUGGACGACGCAGCUGCCGCGCUGCCUAUAAGUGACCCUGCCGCCGAGGACGCCGCGGCCGCGGUUGCCGCGCUUGCAGAGGCGGGAGUGGGGACGGAGGGGUUGGCAGGGGUGCUGCUGCCAUUCGCGUCCAUCUGA